Molecule: messenger RNA, 1263 nt
Organism: Sardina pilchardus (European sardine)
Lineage: Eukaryota; Metazoa; Chordata; Actinopteri; Clupeiformes; Clupeidae
Gene: pitpnbl
Product: phosphatidylinositol transfer protein, beta, like
Exons: 11
Coding region: 16-828 (270 amino acids)
Biological process (GO): phospholipid transport
Cellular component (GO): cytoplasm
Molecular function (GO): phosphatidylinositol transfer activity; phosphatidylinositol binding; phosphatidylcholine intramembrane carrier activity
Source: RefSeq, a predicted model, not a curated record
CUGUUCUCAACCAGGAUGGUACUCGUCAAGGAAUACCAAGUGCUCUUGCCAUGUUCUGUCGAAGAGUACCAGGUCGGGCAGCUGUACUCGGUGGCGGAGGCAAGCAAGAACAACACGGGCGGCGGAGAGGGCAUCGAGAUCCUGCGGAACGAGCCCUACGAGAAGGACGGCGAGAAGGGCCAGUACACGCACAAGAUCUACCACAUACACAGUAAGGUGCCCGGCUUCAUCCAGAUGUUUGCGCCUGAAGGAGCUCUGGUGUUCCACGAAAAAGCCUGGAACGCCUAUCCUUACUGCCGCACCAUUGUUACGAAUGAAUAUAUGAAGGAUGAUUUCUUUAUUAAGAUUGAGACUUGGCAUAAACCAGACAUGGGAACCAGCCACAACCCCCAUGGUCUUCCCCCUGAAGAGUGGGAGGAGGCCGAGGUGGUUCCCAUCGACAUAGCGGAUCGCUCACAGGUGGACGAUUUGGACUAUAAGCCAGAUGAAGACCCUGCUAUCUUCCACUCAGAGAAAACAGGCAGAGGACCACUAGGACCCGGGUGGAAGAAGGAGCUUCAUAACAGCAGCUGCCCCUACAUGACGGCCUAUAAGCUGGUGACGGUGCACUUCCGCUGGUGGGGUCUACAAGGCCGAGUAGAGAGCUUCAUUCACAAGCAGGAGAAGCGUCUCUUCACUAACUUCCACCGGCAGCUGUUCUGUUGGCUGGACCGCUGGGUGGAGCUCAGCAUGGACGACAUCCGCCGCAUGGAGGAGGAGACACAGAGAGAGUUGGACCAGAUGCGGAAUGAGGGGGAUGUCCGAGGCAUGAAGGCAGGCGAGGACUAGAGGAGGCGGAGUCUGCCCUCCCCCCUGUCGCUCGCCCAAUCACAGUUUGCCACAUCAUCACUAAGCCCCUUCCAAACAGGAAACAGGUCAUCCCUGCCCCCAGGAAGCGUUUUUGUGUGUGUGUGUGUGAGUGUGUGUGUGUGUAUGCGUGCGUGCGUGCGUGCGUGUGUGCGUGCGUGCGUGCGUGCGUGUGUGUGUGUGUGUGUGGGUUUUCUGUGUUAUGGACUCAUCUGCGGCCAAACCUCUCUGGACUUGUGGUCCUCACGCCGAGCAUCAUGUCUGUUAAGUUCUCCUGUUCUCCGUGUUCCUUUAAAUGAAGUAUUAGAACUGUUCCGUCUGUCGCAUGGUUACCGUGGGAACCAUCAGCACAUGAAGAGGAGUUGGUCAGAGGAACAUUUCACUAAACUCAACCAUGAUAAACUACUAAAGCCCUUA